UACGAUUAAUCAAGUUUGAUUGAAUGUUACCUGCCUAUCCACUGCGAAAACAACGUCAGGUCCUAUGGGCCUGGCAUGUCUGAAUACAGAUCGGUCAAUGAUGCAUCCCAAAGGUAAAUAGGAAGGAAGAAAGGAAUAGUGACAAGAAGAGUCAUGCUGGCAGAAGUAGAAGAUCAGCUGAAUUUAGAAAAGGGCAGAUCCACAACCCAGGUCAAAAACGCAAACAAUGAAAACAACAAAACCCAAAAAGACAACUCUCACUCCAGAAUGCAGACGGCCGUUUAGACGCAUUUUGAACCUAGACCAAAACAACAGAAACCUCAAAAUAGCCCCCUAUGCCAUCCUCUAUUCGCCUUUCCGGAUAGCACAUGGUCGCGUCGCUUGCAGAUCAGUCUAUAAAAGUACCCACCCUGAUGUGGAAAAAAGAAAUAGCCAUGGCCAAGUAGAAAAACACCAGAAGAUGGGGGAAAAGGUAGUGGAAGUAGUGGUAAUAGAAGAAGAAGAGGAUGAAGAGGAAGAAGAAGAAGAAGAAGAAGCAUGAACAUGAAGGUUCAGAACUGGCCCAGCAGAACAGAAACAGAGGAAGACGCAAAAAUGGAAAGGU
Messenger RNA from Aspergillus ibericus CBS 121593, 604 nucleotides. RefSeq lists its product as uncharacterized. The transcript has a single exon. The record is from RefSeq and is a predicted model, not a curated record. The coding region runs from base 227 to 541 and encodes 104 amino acids. NCBI's taxonomy places the organism in Eukaryota, Fungi, Ascomycota, Eurotiomycetes, Eurotiales, Aspergillaceae.